Messenger RNA from Suillus subaureus, 411 nucleotides. RefSeq lists its product as uncharacterized. The annotation marks the transcript as partial. NCBI's taxonomy places the organism in Eukaryota, Fungi, Basidiomycota, Agaricomycetes, Boletales, Suillaceae. The transcript has a single exon. The record is from RefSeq and is a predicted model, not a curated record.
UACCUGUUUAGUGGCUGGAAAGAUUGGGAGGUUGCAUUGUGGUUACUGCAUUUGGGGUUGAGCAUGGUGAAGGUCGACAGCUUUCUUUCACUCGAGAUGGUCGGUUUUAGACUUAUUCAUUGUGUUUACUAUCCUGACAAGUGUCUUGUUAAGAUCAAGAGUCUUCCAUUAUCUUUUUGUUCAGCCAAGGAACUAUGUGGUCGAGUGGAAAUGCUGCCUGGUGGCCCACCCUGGAUGUCCCAAGUAAUCCCUACUGUACAUCCAACAAAAUCACCUGUCAUUUUGUAUUGGCGUGAUCCCCUGGAAUGUAUCGUGAGCCUUUUAAAUCACCCUUUCUUUCAUGAUCGAAUGGAUUUUACACCUCGCAGGGUGUAUGCUACUGCGCAGCGACUGUGCUGCAUAUACUCUGAA